Chrysochloris asiatica (Cape golden mole) is the source of this 495-nucleotide messenger RNA. RefSeq names its product chromosome unknown open reading frame, human C1orf194 (gene CFAP276). The record is from RefSeq and is a predicted model, not a curated record. Bases 1 to 495 code for a protein of 164 amino acids. NCBI's taxonomy places the organism in Eukaryota, Metazoa, Chordata, Mammalia, Afrosoricida, Chrysochloridae. The transcript has 5 exons.
AUGGAGCAGCAGCAAUGGAACCAAGAAUCAGAACAUGAGACAGAGCGGUGGGCUUCCCACCCCACAAAGCAAAAAUCCCAAUAUAAGAACCCAACUCACCUUGCUCAGCAACAAGAUCCCUGGAGUCGACUCAGUUCAACUCCCACAAUCACUUCCAUGAAACGGGAUGCUGAUUUUUUUGAUUCCAAGAUACCAAAGGAUGACCUGGAUUUCCGCUUAACAGCCUUGUACAACCACCACACUGGGGCGUUCAAGAACAAAAGUGAGAUUCUGAUACACCAGGAUACCUCUAUGGAUACCCAUGGAAUGAAGAUCUCAGAAUUUCUACCACCUCCCCAGCUACCCACUGUCACAUCCUUUGCUAACAUCAGACACUGGAUCAACCCUAAAAAGGAGUCCAUCUACAGCAUCCAGGGGUCCAUAGUGUCCCCCCACACUGCAGCCACCAAUGGAGGCUAUUCCAGAAAGAACGAUGGAGGUUUCUUCUCCACCUAA